AUUCAUAUCUCUGAUGGAGGAGGACCUACAGAUAUAAUUAGAGAAGCUGAAGUACAAAAAAGGCUUGAGGAACUAGAAAGACAAAUUUACCCCAAAAUUGAUUACCACCCCUUGGCCCUCCCAAGGCCCAAGGAAACAGAUCUAGAUGUCCAUACCUCGGAUAUCCUAAAGGCCACACUUAACAUCCUAAAUACUUCCAACCCCGAAUUGGCUAAUGAUUGCUGGUUAUGCAUAUCUUUAGGAAUGCCCAUGCCCCUUGCUAUUCCCUCUGAUAACUUAAUUAAUUUUACAGAUAACAAUCUUACUUGCAGUCUGAGUCUGCCUUUUAAAAUACAACCUGUUGGUAAUUUUUCUAUUUGCAUAUAUGGUGAUUUCCAAAAUAAUAGCCUAGAUAUAGAUGUGGGCUUGAUCUCAUUUGGCAAAUGCUUACAAGUAACUAAUUAUUCUUCUCCCACAAGCCCCCUUUGCCCCCCAAAAGGAAGGAUAUUUGUAUGUGGAGGAAACUUGGCUUUCUCCAUGCUUCCUGCUAACUGGACCGGAUUGUGUGUGGUUGCUUUGUUACUUCCAGACAUAGACAUUGUUCCAGGUAGUGAACCGUUACCCAUUCCUAGUUUUGAUAUGAUAGGAGGAAGAAAGAAAAGAGCAGUUCAACUUAUACCCCUUUUGGCAGGACUAGGUGUAACUGCUGCCCUGGGCUCGGGAACUGCAGGCCUGGGAGUAGCUGUACAUUCUUAUGCGAAACUGUCUAAUCAACUAAUAGAGGAUGUUCAGGCACUAUCCAGCACCAUAAACGAUCUUCAAAAUCAAAUUGACUCCCUGGCUGAAGUAGUCCUACAAAACAGGAGGGGACUGGAUUUACUUACUGCAGAACAGGGAGGGAUUUGCUUAGCUUUACAGGAACGUUGCUGCUUCUAUGCCAACAAAUCUGGGAUCGUCAGAGACAAGGUCAAAAGGCUCCAGGAGGACCUGAUCAAACGGAGGCGAGAACUGUUUGACAGCCCAUUGUGGACCGGACUGAACGGACUCCUUCCCUAUCUUCUCCCUUUACUAGGCCCUCUGCUUGGAAUGUUAAUUUUUGUGGCUGUCGGCCCCUGUAUUUUUAAUAGAAUUAUGAGCUUUGUAAAACAGCAAAUUGACUCCCUUGCAUCUAAACCCCUUCAAAUU
Messenger RNA from Perognathus longimembris pacificus (Pacific pocket mouse), 1164 nucleotides. Its product is annotated as syncytin-1-like. The annotation marks the transcript as partial. The record is from RefSeq and is a predicted model, not a curated record. The transcript has a single exon. NCBI's taxonomy places the organism in Eukaryota, Metazoa, Chordata, Mammalia, Rodentia, Heteromyidae.